Messenger RNA from Callorhinus ursinus (northern fur seal), 2739 nucleotides. RefSeq names its product translocase of inner mitochondrial membrane 10B (gene TIMM10B). Lineage: Eukaryota; Metazoa; Chordata; Mammalia; Carnivora; Otariidae. The record is from RefSeq and is a predicted model, not a curated record.
GGGAAGUGACGUACUGUGCGCGGUGGUGCGAUGGAGCCCCAGGCGCAGCAGCAGCAGCAGCAGCAGCAGCAGCAGCUGAGAAACUUGCGGGACUUCCUGUUGGUCUACAAUCGGAUGACGGAACUCUGCUUCCAGCGCUGCGUGCCCAGCCUGCACCACCGAGCUCUGGAUGCUGAGGAGGAAGCCUGUUUGCACAGCUGUGCUGGGAAGCUGAUCCAUUCCAACCACCGCCUCAUGGCCGCUUAUGUGCAGCUCAUGCCUGCUCUGGUACAGCGCCGCAUCGCAGACUACGAGGCUGCCUCAGCUGGGCCAGGUGUUGCUGCUGAACAGUCCGGAACCUCACCAUCAGGCAGCUAGCCCUCCCCAGCCCCAGGAAGGGAGGCACUGGAUGGACCCUCAAAUUGAAGGAGCCAGUGGACCUUGGGCUGGAUGCAGCCUGUAUAUAGAGCGAGGGGUUUCCUGAGAGCUGGGUACUAUUGCUCCUUUUCCUGGAGCCAAUAAACCCGCUUUUACUCUCUUUGGUUUAUGUUCUGGGCGGGGAAGCUUUGCCCACUGUAUUGGCACCAUCCUUUAUUCUGUCAGUUAGUGCAUAUCUGUUGGCUUCAGCCCUGGCAGUGGAGAAAUUGCCUUCUCUGUGUGGAAGGAAAACCUUAACAUUCCCAGGCACCUGGUUAAAGCAAGGUCUGUGGGUACAAUUUUAAUGUUAGUAACGUCAACAGGAAGUUGAUUCCUGCCCAAAUGGCAGAGAAAAAUGAGACCUUUUUCUAAAUCUGUCCUUCACUUAAAUCUGUCUGACUUAAAUGGCUUAUUUGUGAGUCAGGUGUACAUUCAUUCAUAACUCUUUUUCUGGACUCUAAGGAAUUCUGCUAGGUGUAGGUAAAGGAGAUAACCAAGGACAGCAGAUCAAGAAAUCAGACAAAAAAAAAAAAGAAAUCAUGGACAGGGUAUUUAGGCAGUGCCUCCUGGGAAGUCAGUAGCCCCAGAACAGAGAUGAAACCUCUAAGAAUUUUGGGGUGUUCUGGGACUUCAAUCAUUUCCCAAGUUGUUACUUUCUUAUUAUUUUCUGCCUACCCCAGGAUGAGUGGUAAAGCCUUUACACCAAGGUCUGUGUGCUUGUCUUCAGGAGCAGUCAGAAAGGGGAAACUUGGGGGACCAUAUUCUGCAAUAUAGCCAGACCUAAGGGACAGAAGCCCAAGGGAGAAGUACACGAUGGUGGUUAUGGGGAAAAAAGGGGAUAAAGCAAAUCCUUGAGACCGCUUUAUCAUUGCCUGCAUGUCUAUAAUUUCAGCUCUUCCAUCCUCUACCCUACAUUGUUCCCACUGUUCCUGUUAUUUCCAUAUUGAGCCUCUCCAUUUUUCUCUCAUUUAUUCCCCUCCUUGUGAAAUUUACUUCUGUAUUCAGCAGUCUGAAUGGCCUAUCGCUCCAUCACCACAUUUUCUUGCCUCCCUAUGUCCUUUUUGUAUCAUUCCAGCUGUUUUAUCUUUUCUGUUCCUCCAUUCAGACUGCUAGAGAAAGACACAGCUGUGUAAUGAACGGCACUAAAUAUUCAAGGUCUCCAAUUUCAACCAAGCCCUCACUACCAACAAGCAACCCUUUGUGGCUUCCUGGUGUAUUUCCUCUCCUAAUCACCAUGGCAAUUAUUUUACACCUUCACUGUUCUCCUUAUCCCCCACUUCACGUCCAACUUUCCCCAUCAGGUGACCAUGUUUCAUUUUUUACAGAGGAAAUGGAAGCUCUUAGACACUGGUUCCCACAAUAAUAAAAAAACUCUUUACAGCCACCCACAGAGCAUUUUUCCCUCCUGAAUGGAUCAGGAAGUUGAAAUUCUCUAGUAGCAGACCCUUAUAGAUACAGAUCUGACUUUAAAAUCCAUGUACAUUUUACUACACCAGGCUGCCUCUCAAAAUAUCCAUUGAGCCACCCAAUUUGUAUGGGUUCUGAUACUGAUAAAUGUCUUGCUUUAAUCUUUAUAGCAAAACUACAAGUAAGAUAUUAUCUCCACUUGAUGAGGAAGCAAGAAUCCAGAAUGUACCAGAACGCUGUCUUAUACAUAGUUAACCUCUUGAGAAAAGUGGCUCCAAACAGCUUUUUGCCUCUUUAGCUCCCAUAUCUUGAAUAGAAGGUUUUGCUAGGAACAUAUAAGUUGCUGACCAGAAACUUCCCUACUGAGUAGCUUUGUGUCUACCCAAUAAAGUUCUCUCCUUGGAAAGUAUAACUGCAGCUAAAACAGCCUGUGAACUUAACCAAUCCAAGAUGGGAAUGGGGACCUGGAAUACUGUGGUGCUGGUGGGAGGACUCUUCCACAUGGACAUUCGUGUGUAUCCUUGCAGUAAAUUUCCAUUGUGAAUUGUCUGUGUUUCCAUGUCACAUAAUUACUACUUGCUGGAGAAGGGCUGAGAAAAAGAACUGUCUUGACUCUAGAACCUAUGUUCUUUGAAUCUUAAGAGUUCAUCUGUGCUUGCUCACCUGCACCCAGGCUGUCCCUAGGCUUGGAAAAACAAGUAUCCCUCAAUGUAAUCCAUUAGUUAAUCCCUUAAGUUUUUAACCUCUUCUUUUCUCUCUGUUUAUAAACAUGUUCAGUACUUAGGAGAAGAACCCUACUCCUGUUACCCGUCUGUUACAAUCACUGACCUCUCCCUCGGGUCUUGCCAUAAAGUGAUAUCAUUGGUGUAAUGAGAGCAGUGUGAUGUUUUAAGCACAACACAAGAAUAAAUGUUAACAAAGCUCUCUUAUCACAAA